AUGAUUCUGCUAGAAGAAGAGAACCGGAUAAUCAGAGAGUUGCUGGAGUAUAAAUUUGCCUCUGCCAAAGAAGGGUAAGUAAUAUUUUCCAGCAGUUAUGCGACGGUCCACCACUAUUUUCCGGACAGACUGGUGUAUACUCUUUUUAGACAUAAGAUUGAGAGUGUAAGCAUCCAAUUUGCCGAUUUCGAUGGAGUCCUAUACAACAUUUCGAACCCGAACAAGGAAAAGAACAAGUUGUUGGUAAAGUAGCCUUUCGAAGUAUACCUUUGUGUUUUAGAUCAGCAUUUCUCUCAAGUUCUACAAACAAUUACGAGCUCACGGGGCAGAUGAGGCAAGAAUUAUUUUUUUUCGCAAUUUUUCUUUAGUAUUUGAAACGUGUGUACGGGUCAUAUCUCCAAGCCACCCCAGAGGAUGGGUAUGAUGCGUCGUUGCUCUUUGACUUGGCAUCUUUACCGGCUAACUCCAACGAACUUAUUGAUAAAGCAACCAGACUCAAGAGAAAUUGUUUUGCCUCAGUAUUCGAAAAGUAUUUCCUUUUCCAAGAACAAGGUCAGGAAGGUCAAGAGAGGGCGGUUAUCAAUUACAGAGAGGAUGAAACCAUGUUUAUUGAAGCAAAGGCUGAUCGGGUUACUGUAAUCUUCAGUACAUUAUUCAAAGAUCCUGACGAUGUCGUAAUUGGGAAGUUAUUUCUACAAGUAAGAGAUUUCAUGUGUUCUCCAUUUUUGUUUAGGAAUUCCGAGAAGGGCGAAAAGCGAGCCAGACAGCGCCUCAGGUCUUGUACUCGGUGGGGGAGCCUCCUCUUGAAUUAAGAGGAUUUCCGGGAGCAAAGACCGGGGAAAAUGUUGGAUAUAUUACCUUUGGUAAGUCACAUCAAGUGUUGGUAUUACGUACGUAUUGACUCUUGUUUAGUGUUAUUCCCAAGACAUACCAAAGGCGUGGCGCGGGAGAAUACCAUCAAUCUGAUCCAUUCAUUCCGGGAUUAUCUUCAUUAUCACAUUAAAUGUUCAAAGGUAGGUCAAAAAUAAAUUAAGGUAGAAUCUUAGGCCUAUCUCCAUUCACGGAUGCGCAAGAAGACAUCCGAUUUCCUAAAGGUCUUGAAUCGUGCUAGGCCUGAGAUAAAGACAGAAAGGAAAACGAUCAGGUGAGUCAAAUAAACAUUGUAUUCAAUUUUUCUCUUCCAGUGGUCGCACCUUUGUCCAACAGUAAGAAUUCAAACAUUAAUUUAAUUUCUUUCAAUAAACUUGUACUAUUUAUUCAUGAUUGUCAAUCACGGAGUCCAUUUUAUGCAAACUUGUGUUGGGCCUGGGGGUUUUUCAGACCCGGCCCGUCGAUAUAACAAUGCCAAGCCGUUGCACGUCGUUUUUUCUGCUAAUUAUGGUUUUUACCAUCACGAAAAACAAGUUUGUGGCGUUUCUGAGCCACUUCAGGUCCGGGCCGUGUCCAAAAUUUGUUAGGCCUGGCCAGAUCGGGCCUGCCGGGGACAGGGUUACCCCUAUGUAAGGCUGAUAUCAUGAUGUUUAGUUUGCGUUGAAUCUGGCAACUUUUAGCUCCGGUCUUGAAGCGAAAACAAUUAAAGCCAAUGCUUUUUGA
Bursaphelenchus xylophilus (pine wood nematode) is the source of this 1593-nucleotide messenger RNA. Lineage: Eukaryota; Metazoa; Nematoda; Chromadorea; Rhabditida; Aphelenchoididae. The record is from the annotation of a GenBank genome assembly.